AUGAACUCAAUAACAGACUACGACGCUCCCCUCACCUCCGAAACCACCGCCUCCGGCGGCGCGGUGGAACAAACAGUACCCAUCACCCUCACCACCUCCCUCGACCAAUACGCCAUCCCAUCAGGCCCGUACAUGGUCCCUGUCUCAUGGCGUCGUACACACCUAUCUACACUCGUCAACAAGCUUGUUGCCUCCUCCUCCACAGACUCUGCUGCAACCACAGUACCAUUUGACUUCAUCAUCGACUCUUCACUCCUCCGCACAAGUUUGGGAGAAUACCUUGAUACUCAAGGCCUCACUUCCGAAUCAACGCUAUCAAUCGAAUAUGUCCGCUCGACACUUCCUCCCACCCGCCUCGCUGCGUUUGAGCACGAUGAUUGGGUAGCUUCUGUCGAUUGCGGCCAUGCUGGUGGGGUGGGGUCGGUGUACAUGACUUCAGCAUACGAUGGAAGUGUGAGGUUGUUCUCACCGAGUAAUGCUGCGGAGGCAGAGCAUACCUUUUCGACGCUGAACAAGUCUACAGUUCAGGCGGGCAAGAAUGGAAGUUUGACUAGUGCGAAAUGGACUGCAAAAGCAGAUGCGAUUGUGACGGGUGGCAUGGACGGUAGGGUUCAGCUUUGGAAUGUAGCUCAGGGGGAGGAUGGAGAAUGGACGAGCUCAAGAAAGUGGGUCGGAGAAGCACACAAUGCUCCGAUCAGCGCGGUGGACACUGCACAAGGCCCAUCUGGAGCAAGUGUAUUGAGUGUCGGCUGGGAUGGAAUGGUUGCGCUGUGGGACGACAUUCCUUCUUCUUCCACUUCCGAUACCGUCGUCGAGUCUGAAUCCGAAGACAAUUCAGAGGACGAAGGUGCUUCUAAGCGCCGGAAAACCACCAAUGGUAAAAGCUCGAAAAGCUCGAAGACCACGCCGAGCAAAGCUGGCACCCAAUCACCAACUACAAUCCUAUGGCACGCCCAACCAACGUCCCACUCCAUAACCGGCGCUAAAAACGUCUUCACCCCCUCCUCUCGCAUUACUUCUGUCUUGUUUGAACGCUCCUUCUCUUCUUGCUCCCGUUCCUCCAAAGACGCCAACCGAGCAUGGACUUGCGGCUUCAACGGUCAACUAAAAGGCUGGGACCUUUCAUCCGGUGGUUUCGUCCACACCUCCCUCUCCCUUCCCACUUCUACCUCUUCCGAAAUUCGUCCUAUCAUCUCACUCACCCAUCUAGCGCCUUCCACCUUGGUCGCAGGAAGCAUGGAUAGAGGAAUCCACAUUUUCGACUCCCGACCUUCCACCUCGGGCGUACAAACCCUAGGUAUUGCCAUCAACAACGCCCAUAAAGGGCCCGUAGACGUGGUUUCUGCCCACCCAACAGACUCGCAUCUCUUUGCUAGUGGGAGCGGGAUGGAGGGUACUGUGAAGGUUUGGGACUCGAGAAGUUCUAAGAAGGCUCUAUUCAGUCUAGCAGUUGGUGAGCAGGGAGGAAAGAAAGGAGAGAAGGGUGUGUUGGGGCUUGACUGGUCUAAUGAUGGACAGGAGCUGGUUGCGGGAGGUAAGGAUAAGCGGAUUACCGUUUACAGAGGGUCGAAUAUCGGGGGUUCUGCCGAGAAGUAG
This is a messenger RNA of Ustilago hordei, 1596 nucleotides long. RefSeq lists its product as uncharacterized. The transcript has a single exon. The record is from RefSeq and is a predicted model, not a curated record. NCBI's taxonomy places the organism in Eukaryota, Fungi, Basidiomycota, Ustilaginomycetes, Ustilaginales, Ustilaginaceae. The coding region runs from base 1 to 1596 and encodes 531 amino acids. Gene Ontology annotation, molecular function: protein binding.